Magnolia sinica is the source of this 1189-nucleotide messenger RNA. RefSeq lists its product as uncharacterized. Lineage: Eukaryota; Viridiplantae; Streptophyta; Magnoliopsida; Magnoliales; Magnoliaceae. Bases 162 to 725 code for a protein of 187 amino acids. The transcript has a single exon. The record is from RefSeq and is a predicted model, not a curated record.
GUCUUCUACACAAAAAGCUUCAGCACCACACCAUCCCACUGCUCCUCUCUCUCUCUCUCUCUCUCUCUCUCUCUCUCAAGAAGACAUAUACCUCAAGAGCUUCAAGAAGACAUACUACAGAGUUCAAAUGCGCGAGUUACACUGAGUGUAACAAAAGAUAGAUGGGUAACUGUGUAUUCAGAGGCUUUGCAACCGUUGAUCAAGUGAUAAAAGUCGUUACAUCCAACGGUGGAGUAAUGGAGCUGUACCCACCCAUCACAGCCGAGUGGAUAACCAACGAAUUCCCGGGCCAUGGCAUUUUCCGUGGUCAUGAUCUCUUAUCGCGGCCACUUCUCCACAACGAAGAGUUAGUCACAGGUGAAUUGUAUUAUCUACUUCCUCUUAAACACCAACGAGGCCGAACUGCAGUGGAAGAAGAUAUCAAGAUGAGCGGUAUCUCUUCAGUGGCUGCACCUUACCGUAUGUCGUUCGAUCAUCAUGGGAUUUGGAGGCGGGCCGAGACGGAGGUUUUUCCGCGAUGUAAUAACGCGGGAGUAUGGAAGGUGAAGCUGGUAAUAAGCCCGGAACAGCUGACGGAAAUCUUGUCACAGGAGGCUCGGACGGAGGCACUGAUCGAGAGCGUGCGGACGGUGGCUAAGUGCGGAAGUGGGUUCCCUUCGGCUGCUAGUUCUGAUCAAUGGAGCCUUUCCAGCAGUAGGAAAGGUUCGUUAGAGAGGAUGGGUUAGAGAGAGAUGGGAAGGGAAGUUUUCUUUUCUUUUGUUGUUAUCGUUGUUGUUGUUGUGGGAAAAGGUAGUUUCACUUCAGGAGGAGCCAUUUUUUAGCUCCAUGUGAUCUUGGGUGUACAUGAACUGAUCAUGAGGUAGGCCACACCAUAGGGCAUAAGCUGAAAAUCACAUUUAUUGGAUGAUCAUGACCAUUCAAACGAUGGAUUUUUGCUUAGUGAAUGUGAGAUUUUGGUUUUCGAGUGGUUAGGAUUGUGCGGGUAGGGUGAUUUUCCGCACAUGGGCUGUCCAUGGUAGUGCCUAGCUCUUGAAGGCUCUGAUCAGGACAUGCAGGCCCCAAGAUUCGGUGGAGCACAACUUUGGGUGCUCCAAAGGUCUAUGCUACCAUUUCUCGUAAUUUUACAUGGCAUUGUUGUCUUAUGUCUAACUUUUUUAUGUAUAAAUACAUAUCAUGGGAUGCAUGUGCA